AUGAGUCUGGUGGAGAACAGUACAGAGGUGACUGAAUUCAUUCUUACAGGGAUAACUGAUGACCCAGAACUGCAGAUCCCACUCUUUAUGAUAUUCACUCUCAUCUACCUCAUCACUCUGGUUGGGAACUUGGGGAUGAUCAUGUUGAUCCUGCGGGACUCUCAUCUCCAUACGCCUAUGUACUUCUUCCUCAGUAAUCUCUCUCUGGCGGACGUUGGUUAUUCCACAGCUGUCACUCCCCAAAUGGUAGCUGGAUUAUUUAUAGGAAACAAGGUCAUUUCUUACAAUGCAUGUGCUGCUCAGAUAUUCUCUUUUGCAGUCUUUUUCAAAGUAGAAAAUUUUCUCUUGGCCUCAAUGGCCUAUGAUCGCCAUGCAGCGGUGUGUAAACCACUACAUUACACCACCAUCAUGACAACAAGGGUGUGUGCAUGUCUGAUCAUAGGUCCCUAUGUCCUUGGUUUCCUGCAAGCCUCCAUCCACACUGGGGACAUAUUCAGUCUCUCUUUCUGUAGAUCCAAUGUGAUGGAUCACUUUUUCUGCGAUGUUCCUCCUCUCCUGACUCUCUCAUGCUCAGACAACUACAUCAGUGAGAUGGUCUUAUUUGUUUUGGUGGGCAUCAAUGCCCUCUUUUCUAUCCUGGUCAUCUUAAUCUCCUACCUGCUUAUAUUGAUCACUGUCUUGAGGAUGCACUCAUCUAAAGGACACCAGAAGGCCUUUUCCACCUGUGCUUCCCACCUCACUGCCAUCUCCAUGUACUAUGGGACAGGCAUCUUCAUGUACUUACAGCCCAGCUCCAGCCAUUCCAUGCACACAGACAAAAUCGCAUCUGUGUUCUAUGCCAUAGUUAUUCCCGUGCUAAAUCCACUGGUCUACAGCCUGAGGAACAAAGACAUCAAGACUGCCUUUAAAAAGGCUUGUGGGAAAGCUAAGUAUUUUAUAGGAUUCAUAUUCUAA
Molecule: messenger RNA, 954 nt
Organism: Diceros bicornis minor
Lineage: Eukaryota; Metazoa; Chordata; Mammalia; Perissodactyla; Rhinocerotidae
Product: olfactory receptor 5B12-like
Exons: 1
Coding region: 1-954 (317 amino acids)
Biological process (GO): sensory perception of smell; G protein-coupled receptor signaling pathway
Cellular component (GO): membrane
Molecular function (GO): G protein-coupled receptor activity; odorant binding; olfactory receptor activity
Source: RefSeq, a predicted model, not a curated record